Messenger RNA from Neltuma alba, 1987 nucleotides. Its product is annotated as putative HVA22-like protein g. The coding region runs from base 656 to 1645 and encodes 329 amino acids. The transcript has 6 exons. The record is from RefSeq and is a predicted model, not a curated record. Lineage: Eukaryota; Viridiplantae; Streptophyta; Magnoliopsida; Fabales; Fabaceae.
CCUUUUCCUCCCGCAUUUUAUUCCAUUUGCUACUUGCUUUCAUUGCGUAAUCGAGUUAUUGCUUCGGAUUGUUCUGUAUGCCGUGGUUUGUAGCGUUUGAUCUUUGAUAUAGGUCUUUAAAUAGUCUUGGCAGUUUUUUUUCCGCCCUAGUUCCUCCGACUUUUCGAUAUUGUGUAGCUGAACGCUAUAAUUUUUGGCUUCUAGUUUAUAACUGAUUUAUUGAUUUGGAGAUUGUUGUUUAUCAGGUGAAAAAAAAAGUGAACUGUUUCAUGAAAAUUAUAUAUAUAUAUAUAUCUUUUUUUUCCGUGUUCUGAAAAAUCUAUAGUCGGCCGCCGUCGCAGUCUCAGGGAGAAAAUCAACUAUGAAUCAUGAAGAACGAUAGGAUGUUGGAUAUCAUCGUCUAUGUAAUUUAAAUUUUAUACAUCAUGAAGCUCAGUUGAAUUUAUUUUCUAUAUGCGGUGGCAAGAGACUUUAGGAUUUCUAAUUUUUUACUGUUCUAUGCUUCCUCGUUGAUAAUCAUUGCCUAAGGAGCCUUACAUUAUUGAAAUAUUCCCCUCUUCCCUCUGCUCUUGUAUCCGUGAAUUUAUGUUCUUUCUUUCUAUGAAAAUGGAGAAAUUAUUCUUAAUUCUAGCUUUUCUUCGUAAGACCCUACCAAAUGUUUUACAUUUGUUCAAACAAAUCUUUGACCUGUUUUCUCAUAUUUGCUAUACGUGAAGUUAGUAGCCAUAUCAUUACAGUUAGCUUGUUUGGCUUAACAGGUUUUCUUUCCUUUGUACGCCAGGGAUACAGAAUGAUAGGAUCCUUUCUUACAAGGGUGCUUGUGAUGAUUUUUGGCUAUGCGUAUCCAGCCUACGAAUGCUACAAAACCGUUGAAAAGAAUAAACCAGAAAUUGAACAACUUCGUUUCUGGUGCCAGUAUUGGAUAUUGGUGGCCGUCUUGACAGUAUGUGAGAGAAUCGGCGAUGCUUUUAUAUCAUGGAUUCCAAUGUACAGUGAAGCUAAGUUGGCUUUUGUUAUAUACCUGUGGUACCCUAAAACAAUGGGAACAACAUAUGUGUAUGAUUCCUUUUUUAGACCAUAUGUUGCAAAACACGAGACAGAAAUUGAUCGCAGCUUGUUGGAACUAAGGACCAGGGCUGGAGAUAUUGCAGUUUUAUACUGGCAAAGAGCUGCUAGUUAUGGACAGACUAGAAUAUAUGACAUUUUGCAGUAUGUUGCUGCACAAUCAACACCAUCAACUCGCCCUGCGCAGCAACGCCCAGGUGGUAGAGUCCGCCCAACUGCACCUCCCAAUCGCCAACCAGCUGCUGCAGCAGAACCACAAAUUGAGGAACCUCCAUCUCCUGCCUCUAGCACGUCCUCAAGUCAGCAUCAGAAGGACGUAGUUGAGGAAUUGAGUUCAUCACAAGUGCCCAAAGUAGCCUCACCUGUUCCUGAAUUAAGUACUCAGAAGUCUAAUCCUUCACCUGAGACGACCAGCCAAUCAGCUCCAGCCGAGGCGGAACCAAUGCAGACUGAAGCGGCACCAACUUCAUCCAGUACAGCCAAUGAAAAUGAGAACCCUCCUCCAAAAGAGACAGCGAUGGAAGAGAGCAUAAGGGCUACUCGAGUAAGGCUAAGGAAAACCCGAUCAGGAAACCGUUAGGGUGUCAAUAUUGGCAAUUUCUAGCACGGUAGGUGGACAAUGAUGGGCAUUGCAUUGUUGCAAAACCUUCAUGUAAAUCGGUCCUAAGUUUUCAUUCCAUUUGUCGCUUUAUUUUUUGAUUGUCUUGGCAUGGAAGAGGGGUUAUUUGGUGGGAGCUUGCUGCCGCUUUAUAUGGACUCAGAUUCCGAAGGGAUAUUUCUAUCAGCUACUUGUAUAGUUGGCAUUAACGGUUGAGUAGGGCUGAUGUUCAUGAAGGAGGCACUUCUCUAUUUCCCUCGUUUUGAUGACAUUUGGUUCCGGUGUUUCUUCCUAAGAGCAAGCAGGAUUAAUUUGGUGGGUUUU